UCCUCAGUAAGGUGAGCACGUUCACUUUGAAGGGACUUCAUAAGGAGGACAAACCAAUAUCGAAACCACUGAAUCCAUCUAGUUUAGGGAUCUGUGCACACAAAGACCGCUAGAAGAAGAAAAGGACACUCUAUUAAUUGAAGGAACAACGGUAGAGUUGCUGGGACUUGGCUGGCGUUCAGACUCCGGUAACCGACGAUGCUGAAGUGAAACGGAAUAAGCUGCAACUCACUGGACUUCAUUCUCGCGACCCACUAACUAUCCAACCAAGUGCGUCCAGAACCAGGUACAACGGAUCUUUUCCUUCUCUCCCCCCCCAAAAGCACUUCCAGCCUUCCUCCGAGGUGGCUCGCAAGUGUAGCCCCGGGGAAGUGAGUGACAGCUCGGACACAGCUGUGCGUAAUCGCCCGGUCCCUCCUUCAACCUCCACGGAAGUCUAUUUUGAUUUUAUCCUUUUAUUUUGUCGUGAUCCAUAAAAGUUAACCCCCCUUUUAAGGCGAGGAAGGGUUAUUUUUGCGUGCUAUUUAUGAUUUUUGGAGACGUUUCUUGGAACUUCGCGAGGAGGCACAAGCGCUCAGUUUGGCCGGGGAGAGGACGCUGAUCGGCGGCGAGAAGCGCGAAGAGGGGCCGCCAUCUAUCCACACAUUGUUGACUGAGAUCCAGGCAGCCCUCAGAGGGACUGUAACGAAGAGGGGUCCACUCAUUCUGGGAUUAAACCUCCACCUUUCCUGGGGAAUUCUACCAUGUCAGGGGCAGAGGAUUGCACACGGACGCUCCUCAUCUUCGUGGUGGGGCUUUCAUGUGCUCUCGCAGGGAAAGUCUCCCCGACCAGUUCCGAUGCAUUCCUCAGCUCCUCGGCGGUGACAGCCAGUCCUUUGCCUCCCAGCGUCUACCUGCCGGCCAACUUCAAAAUGUCCAACGCGCAGCUUGCCUUCUUUCUGCGUGAGGCCCAGGUCUCGGGACAGAAUGUGCGUGCCAGCAGUGCUCCCAGCGCCGGACAUCCUCUGCAGCGCUCGGAGAGUUUUGUGGUUUUCCAGACAAAAGACCUCCCCGCCAUCAACAUCAGCUUUGGGCCUUUUGCCCGGGACCAGGCGCUGUCUAAGGAGUUGCUCCAGCCAACCAGUCCACUGGACAUUCCUGGCCAGCUGACAGUCAACUGGAAGGUACGAGCCUUCAUUGUCCAGUCGAGGGUGUUCUCCAACAACCCUACGGUGCAGGUGUUUUUCUACAUCGCCGGCCGGGACUGGGACGACUUCAAAGCACAGGACAAGCUGCCUUGUGUCCGCCUGCAUGCCUUCCGAGACGUGCGGGAGAUUAAAACGUCCUGCCGCAUGAAAGGCAACCUGGCGCAGUGCUUGGCCCAACUGGAGCUGCCGCCGUCCUGGUUUAACACGAACGUGGCCCCGCUGGGCCGCCGGAAAGGCUCUGCGGACGGGCUCUUGGACGGGCUCACCAGCGAGACCCUCCAGACAGAGCUCUACUACACACUCCACGAGCCAGACGCCGAGGGCGAAUGUGGCGAGACCUCGGGCCACAGGGCCGGCGGAGGGUCCAGGGGGGAGCCUCUGUCGCAGCACCCACUGCUGCGCAUUGGCAGCAUCAGCCUGUAUCAGGCCAGUCAGGAGCAGCUGCUGGUGGACAAGCAGCUGGACAAGAACAUGUUCCUCAGGCUGCCAGAGAAGCCUCUCAAGCCUGGAGAGACGCUCAAGAUUUUCUUGUUCUUGAUGCCCAAUUCCACCGUUGAACAGUUCACUCUCAAGGUGAAAGCCAAGAAAGGGGUGAACCUGAUCCAGACCAAGUCUAAGAGUGCCCAGUGGAAGGUGGAAUGGGAGGUUCUGUCCGGCGCCAAGCAUUCCAUCACCACCAUCGACGUGAAUAAGAACAAAGCAGUCAAGCAAGGGGACGUUUUGGGGAACGCCGAGGUGAUGCAGCUGGACUUCGAGAUGGAGAACUUCACCAGUCUGUCAGUGACCAGACGCAUCAACUGGAACAUCGACUACAAGGGCCAGAGCCCGCCCAGCGAGUCGGAGAAGGUGGUGACUGAGCUGACGGUGGUUCAGCGGGACAUCCAGGCCAUCCUUCCUCUGGCCAUGGACACGGAGAUCAUCAACACGGCCAUCCUGACGGGCCGGACCGUGGCCAUCCCCGUCAAGAUGGUCUCCAUAGAGAUGAACGGGGUGGUCACGGACGUCUCGGCCUUCGUGCAGUGCAAGUCGUCCAACGAGGACAUUGUUAAGGUCUCCAUGAAUUGUGACUACGUGUUCGUCAACGGCAAGGAGACCCGAGGCUCCAUGAACGCCAGGGUCAUCUUCAGCUACGAGCACCUGAGCGCGCCGCUGGAGCUGACGGUGUGGGUGCCCAAGCUCCCCCUGCAGGUGGAGCUGUCGGACAACAACCUGAGCUUCAUCAAAGGAUGGAGGGUGCCCAUCCUGCCCGACAGAAGGAGCACCAGAGACAGCGAUGCAGACGAGGACGAGGACGAGCGCCGGGUGAGCCGAGGAUGUACCCUGCAGUACCAGCGGGCCCUUGUCAAAGUUCUGACCCAGUUCCACACCACAUCCACGGAGGGCACGGACCAAGUCAUCACCAUGCUGGGACCCGAAUGGCAGGUGGAUGUCACGGACCUGGUACAGGACUCGCUGAAGGUGGCAGACCCUCGGAUAGCAGAGCUGGUGGACAGGACGGUCCUGGUGGGCCUGGAGCUGGGCUCCACCGUCUUGAAGGUGGACUCUCCUCUGGCUGUGGACGCCGUGCUGGGACAGACAGCCUUCUCUGUCACAGACGACAAGGUUUCCAUCACGGAGCUCCGCGUCCACACCGUUUCUGGCCUGACCCUGUCGCUGCAGCCCAGCCCCGGCAACAGCCACACCAUGGUUGCCAAGGCAACAGGCCUGCAGACGCUCACCGCUCCCAAACAGGAGGCCAGUCUGUCCGUCUGGAUGCUCUUCAGUGACAACACGGCCGCCACGCUGACCUACUUUGAUCCCAAAGACUACAACUUCAAUGCGUCCUCGCUGGACGACAAGGUAGCGUCAGUGUCCCAGGAGCCUCAGCAGCGUUGGCCCGUGGUGGUGGCAGAAGGCGAGGGCUCCGGCGAGAUUGUGCGUGUGGAGAUGACCAUCUGCGAGGCCUGCCAGAAGACCAAACGCAAGAGCAUCAUCGCCUCGGCUGGCGUUUAUGUCAAGGUCCGCUUCGGCCCGGAGGACGACUUUGAAGAGGACGUGACCACCGAAGGGGAGAUUGAGUUAGCCCCCGUUACUAGGCGUCCCAUCCUUGAUCCCAACAUGAGCGGGAGGAUUUACGAGACAUCUAACGAGCAGCCUGCCAGCGUUCCCAUUGAUUACACCAGCUUCCCCACCAUUAGCAACCAGGAGCAGCCCACUGAGACCGACGACGAAGAGGAGGAGGAGGAAGAUGACGACUUUGUACACUCGCGUCGCAACAUGACCGACCUGGAGAUCGGCAUGUACGCCCUCCUGGGGGUCUUCUGCCUCGCCAUCUUGGUCUUUCUCAUCAACUGUAUCGUCUUUGUGCUCAAGUACCGCCACAAGCGGAUUCCUCCGGAAGGCCAGGCCAACAUGGACCACUCCCACCACUGGGUCUUCCUGGGCAACGGCCAGCCGCUGAGGGCCCAGUGCGACCUGUCGCCACAGCAGGUGGAAAGCCCCGGUAAUCCCUUGGAGGGCGUUCAGACAUGCUGUCAUGGCGACCACCACAGCAGUGGCAGCUCCCAAACCAGUGUGCAGAGCCAGGUGCACGGCCGCGGUGACGGCAGCUCCGGCGGCUCCACCAAGGAGACCGGCGAGGACGCCAGCUCGCCGACGUCCAAACGCAAGAGAGUCAAGUUCACCACCUUUACCACGCUGCCCACCGAGGACCUGCCCUACAACUCCAUCCCCAUCGCGGACGAGGAGGACAUUCAGUGGGUGUGUCAGGAUAUGGGCUUCCAAGACCCCGAGGAACUGCACGACUACAUGCGCAGAAUAAAAGAAAUCGCCUGAGAGCCGAGGCGCCGCUUCUUUCUUCUUAUCAUUUUUCUUUUUCACCUCAGUGAAAGACAACCUUUCUCAGACAGAGUUUGGUUAGCGUUUGUUCCGUUUAGUUUGCACAGUGCUGUAAUCUUAAACACGCUCUCACUCGCCACAAAGGAGUUUAAAAAAAAGAAAAAAGGAGGACGCAAUAGGGAGCCAAAGACUUGACCUAGAGGACGGGUGAUCUUGCAAGAUCUGAGCCCGACGCUCGCUUCAUUGGGCUUCAGUGGAAGUGGACACGAGUGUACGAGCUCCGAACAAAGAGGCCUUUGAUGAACACGCUACAAAAAUACUGUCAAAGACUCUCAUGAAAGCUAUUUUAAAGUUGUUUUUUUUGGUUUUGCCAAAGUAGAAAAAGAGUUAAUGGCAGUACUUUUUCCUCAUUGUCCUUUGUGUCGCUACACAGGUAUGAUUUAUAGUCAUUGCUUACAUUUUUCUACAAGCUGUCGCCGCCACACUACUACUACUCGUACUACUACUGCUACUACUACUACUACUACUACUACUGCUCUCCUUUGGCCCCGGAACAAUUCCAAUGCCUUACAACCACACAGGUCACAGUUCACUGGUAUCGGCGAGGCUGGAGGCGGUGUUGAGCGUCUUACUCUGUAGCAAGCAGCUUUUGCAUGGACGGAGGCACAAUCACUUAUUAUUAUUAUUCUUCUUCUUCUUAUUAUUAUUAUUAUUAAUUGCCCCCACCCAUCAUCUAAAUUUGUAAAUGUUUGUAUGGUAAGAAUAUAAUCAUGCAUUAUGUGCAUGCCAUGAUGAUGCCACAUACGUGCAAACAUUCCUCUCUGGUGUAUAUAUACUAUAUACUGUGUAUAUAUAUAUAUAUAUAUAUAUAUAUAUAUAUAUAUAUAUAUGUAUAUGUAUAUGUAUACUGUAUAUAUACAUAUAUACUGUAUAUCCAGACAACUGCUUGCACUGACAAAAAGCGCCAUAAAACUUGUAGCUGUUGUGUUUUUUAAAAACUGUUGGACUGUUAAAGUUGACACCCCCCCCGCCCCCCUCAAAAUUGUUUUUACGAUCUGUCUGGAGCACAAAAUCCUCUAAUCUCAGCGUUAAUCCACAAAGAAGGCCACUGAAGACAUAGUGUGUGUGGCGUUUUUCUCAUCUUUAGUCGUUUUUACAAAAUAUUCGGAUGCAAAUGAGAGACAGGAUGUGUGUGUGUGUCGCAUGUCAUCUGGGCAACGUGUAAUCUGGAUUAAAUGUAACAGAGAGUACCAUCAAUCUGUGUCAUUUUGCAACUUGGGUCAUUUGUUAUCUGGGUAACAUGUAAUCCGUGUAACACAUAAUCUGGUUAAUUUUGUAAUCUGGAUGACAUUUAAUCUCGCUAAUCUGUAGCCUGGGUAAUGUGCAAACUCAGUUAUAUGUAACCUGGCUUCCACUAUGAAUCCAGGUAACCUGUCCUUUGUGUUACUUGUAACCUUGGUAACGUAGUCGGUAACAAUCAAAUUUGUAAUCUGGGGUGAUCUGGCUAACACAUGAUAUACAGUCUGUUCAACAUAUAAUCUAAGUAGUUUAUAAUCUGGGUAACAUGUAUUCAGGGUUACAUAUAAUUUGCUAAAAUGCCAUUUUAGAAUCUAGGUAACGUCAGUCUGAAUGAUUUGUAAUCUGGGUUAUAUAUUAUAUGAUGUUAGGCCUACAUGCAAUCUUGGUAACAUAAUCUGGAUGAUUUGUAAUACGGGUUAUUCUGGCUAACACGUUGUCUGGGUAACAUGUAAUGUGUGUUAUAUAUAAUAUGGAUAACAUGCACUCUGGGUAACAUUCAAUCCAAGUGAUUUGUAAUUCAGGGUUAUACAGUAUAUGUAAUAUGGCUAUCUCGUAAUCUGAAUCAUUUGUUAUCUUGGUCACAUGCAAUCUGUGUUAUAAAUAAUCUGACAAACAUGUAAUCUCAGAAACAUCAUUUGGAUAGUUUGCAGUGUAGAUUGCAUGUAGUCUGAGCGACAUGUAAUUUGUGUUACUUUUAAUCAACUUUCAAUCUUGAGUAAUUUGUCAUCGGGGUAAUUUGUAAUCUGUGUUCUAUCUAAUCUGGUAACAUGGAAUCCAAGUAACAUAAUCUGGGAAACAAUCCUAGAAAUAUGGCUAGCACAUAACCUGGGUAACACAAAAUCUAGGUACUUGGUAAUCUGGGUUGCACGUAAUUUGGUUUGCGCAUAAUCCAGGUGUCUGUAAAAUGGGUGAUAAGUAUUACAUAUGUUACAGGUUACAUGUACUCUAACAAUGAAUCUGGAUUACAUGUAAUCUGGGUAGCAUGCAAUCUAUAGUUUUCUAUAAUCUGGGUGUCAUGUAAUCUGGGUCGCAUGUCAUCUGUGUGCGAUAUAAUAUGUGUGACAUGUAAUCUGGAUUAGGUGUCAUCCGCGUGGACGUAUCUCAGGUUGUUGAUGAGAUGGCUGAUGGCCAGAUGAGCGUGAUGGAGACAGGUUGUUUUGAGAUAAUGCACUGCAGAGAGCGGAGAGUGAAAGCAGUGACGGCUCCGGAAAGAAAGCAAAUGAAAUACACGACCAAGCUCAGUUUGCGGCAUGACAGCGGAGCUAAUUGUGCUUUUAAUUGCUGUCGCUCUUUGUAGUCUUUAGCGUUUUAGCGGAGAGCACUUUGAAGGUUCUUUAAGAUAAUCAAACAAGUUCCUUUUUUCCCAACACACUAAUGAAGCAAACCAUGAGAUCAAAUAUCCUUUUUCUUCCCUUCUUGUGUCACUUUUUCUCUUUUAUUUCAAACUGCUUCUAAGGGCUUGGGGAUAGGUCUGAAGGCCGACUGUGGGAUUUAAGAGGGGACAGAGAGACGUUCCUCCUCUUUGUAGUGAUAAAGAACAUCAUGCAGCAUCUGAUCUCCACUGCACUGGUGCUUUCAUUAAAGACUCAGUCCAGAACCGUCUCAUGCAAAAACAAGGUUUGCAUUAUGAAAUGUUCACAUUUAAUUUGAAGGACAACAUUUCCAUUUCAUUUAGUCGUCAAACCAUUUUGACCUGACGAACGUGCACCCCGAGAGCACCGACCUCCUCCAAACCCAAUUUUAUUUUUUAAAUGCAUAUUUUACUAUGUUUCAUGGAUCGGCUCUGGGUUUUUGUCAACCUUGGUAGCUUUUGAAUAACCUUUGCUAAAUGUCAUAUAAACAAACAACCAAACUGCUUGGCUUUGACUAGGGCUGUCAAAGGAUCAGAUUAAUCACAGUUUUCAAAUAUUUGUUCAUAUGAGUGUAAAGGUGACAAUUGGGGUGUUAUUUCAAGUCAAGGGAGCUCUAAUAUUGUAUAAAAUAAAUACUUAGAAGGUUGAAAACAGGUUUUCUAUGCUCCAACUACGAAAAUAUUUCAUUAAAAAAAUUAAUCUGGGUCGGAUUAACCGCAAUAAAUGAAGGACGACUAUUUUCUGGGAUUUUUGAGCACACCUAAAUCCACUUUUUGUUUUUCUUUGUCUUUCUGUUUAUUUAGACCACACACACAUGCAUAACAAAGUUGAUGCACCUUGAGUGAGUGUGGUGACUUUGCAUUUUUGCAGAGUACGAGCAUGAAACGAGUGCAGCUCGUGCUUAUCCGUAAUCGUUAUGAAGGAAAAUCCUCAUUAGGUAACUACUUAUGUAUUCACUCUUCACGCUCUGUGAUUGGUCAGUCACACACAGCGACCGCCCCCCCCCCAACAGACUCCCUCCAGCCAGAGAGAGGAGUUGAAAACUGCCUCCACUCCAGACAAGUUUUUUUUUUUUAGGUUUUCCUCAGUUCAGCUCGUAUCUGAAGUUGUUGGUAAACUUGUUUCAUCACAUACGCCGUGCUUUUGACAAGACAGAGCUGUAAACGGCUCGUGUUGCGUUGCUCACUGCCGGUGUUUUGUUUUGGGUUUUUUUCGUCUGCUUGCUUCUACUUUGGCUGGUGAUACAAAGUCAUUUGGAAAACUUGGCUUGUAGUACUGAACGCGGUGCUUUCGAGAAAACUACAGCGCCUGAAUCACACUAAAAAUAUCAACGUCAUUUAUAAAAGACAUUAGUUAAUAUGUCAUUUUUGACAGCCCUAGUUUUGACACAAAACCUUGUACGUAAUCUAUGAUGUAGAUUGCACAUGUAUAUAGACACAUCAUGCAUCUGGAUUGGGGCUUUAAAGCAAAACUGCACUUUUUUUGGAAUUUUGUCCAUCAUACACAAUCCUUAUGUGAAACAUGAACAUAUUUCUUUCCCUUUUCUGUGCAUUCUAAAAAAAGAAAACGAGUUAGAAUGAGCCAGCUAACAUUGCACAUCAUGGGAGGCACAUAUUCCGACUUUGUAGCCCUCUAAAAGAACCUCUGUCAAGGUGUUAUGGUUUUAUAUCCAUGCUGUGAUCAUGCAUUAACAGGUACAUUGAUAACAUGUAAUACUUACAGUAUCUUGCCGUAUUUUGAUGAUUUAAAACAUUACCGAAACGUCUUUCCUCUGCGCAUUGAUGUGCCAUAGCCCAUAGAAGCUAACGCUACUUCCGUCAACAACAGCAGCGUAGAAACAGCGGCGACCCUUACAAUGUACGCUCUCAUUGGGAUGGCUGUGUCUUCCAGCACAGGACUUGGCUUCAGUCCUCAGGUAAAAAUGCUGACAGCAAAUGAGUAUGUUGUUGAGUUUUCGUAGCGAAAUUGAGAGCCAGUAGUAUCCACUCUUCAGUCUGUCCCGUUGCAGCGGCUUGAGGCGUUGUGAGUGACGCUGAGACUAGCUAGCUGUUGUGUUACUCUGCCAGAUAAGUAUAGUUUUUUGUGUUAGCUGCUACAAUAAUAUCGCUGUACAGUAGUUUGGUUCAUAUACAGGUCAGUUAUGUCAAUAGAACGCCGUUGGUGGUUUUUUGAGGGUUUUCUAGGGCUUUAUUGUCGAAAUAGAUGCCUCUCAUGACGUGCAGUGUUAGCUGGCUCAUGCUAACUCGUUUUCUCUUUUUAGAACGCACAGAAAAGUUCAUGUUUCACAUAAGGAUUGUGAAUGAUGGGGAAAAUUCAAAAAAAAAAAAGUGCAGUUUUCCUGUCAAGGUUCUAUGCAUGCUUCAUUGAGAAAGUCGUCUCUCAUGUUUGGCUCUCUCAGGAUGAAUGUAGGCUUCCCAGUUAAUUCAUCACUUCAUAACAACAACAAGCUGGCUGCUUCACUGUAAAUCCUAUGAGAACAGAUGAAGUGCCUACCAGCACCUUCUUCUUGGUUUUUAUGUAAAUAUGUUGCCAUGUUUCAGUUCUUCCAUGUUCUGCCUUUUGAUUUUGUUUUUGUAACGCUGCUGGGGUGUUUGGUUUCUUUCUCACAAGCUGCUACUAGAAAUGUAGUCGCCGCCCGCCGCCACACACACAAACACACACACCACGAUGUUCAUGUACAGAGCACUGAUCUAUUUCCUGUAUUCUCUUGCAAACAAAUCCUUGUAUUUUCCUGUUAUAUGUAAAAUACUAAAGAAAAUGCAAUACUGCACUAAAGGUGUGAUGGUUUUUUUAUUACAACUAAGGACAACCACCGCCUUGGACUGCAAGUUGGUUUGAAACUUACUUAAAAAGGAAGGAAAUGGUUUACAAUGAGUCCUUAGAACAGUCCAGUUGUUCUGGGGGGGAUGUCACAUGUCCAGAAGGCUAAGGACCUGAAGUGCCGGACUUCUUUUCAGAGUUAUUUUUAUUUUGUGUUCAAUCAUACCUUCAUACCUUCAGGCCACACAGUCAUGGUGAAGACAGAGCUGAGCCUUAAGGCAUCGCUCUCAAUUCCUCAAUGUUUCCACCUUCAUCUAUGGGUCGUGACCGAAAGAAGGAGAUCACAAGCGGAUGGAAUGAGUUUCCUCCGUAGGGUGGCUAGACUCACCGUCAGAGAUAAGGUGAGGAGCUCGGUCAUCCGGGGGGAGCUCCGAGUAGAGCCACUGCUCUUUCACAUCGAGAGGAGCCAGUUGAGGUGGCCCCGGCAUCUCUUCCGGAUGCCACCUGGACUCCUCCCUGGUGAAGUGUUCUGGGCAUGCCCAGCCGGGAGAAGGCCCUGGGGCAGAUUAUGACACGCUGGAGGGAUCAUGUCUCACAGCUGGCAUGGGAAUGCCUCGGUGUCUUCCCAGUGGAACUGGAAGAGGUGGCUGGAGACCGGCAAGUCUGGACUUCCCUAGUGAGACUUCUUCACCCGCGACCCGGACCCAGAUAAGCGGAAGAAAAUGGAUGGGCGAAUGUCGCACAUUCACCAAAUGGAUGAUAAUGUGAUACCUUAAAACACAAGCAAAAUGUUUACAUUGGUCAAAGAUCCUCUAUAUGACAGGAGCUAAAGAUAUCUCCUAAAAAAAUGUUGUACACAUGCACACUACAUCACUACACUACAGGAGGUUGCUUACAGCCACAGCUGUUAAAGCUAGCAGUUAUUUGCUUUUAUUGUCCAUUCACUUGGCGCCUUUAUUUUGUCCUGUCCAGCCAUUGGGACAGAUAGUAUUGUUGAUCUAAAUGCCCUUACAUGCUAAACAGAUUUGCUCUGCCAGGGAAAAGUGUAAGAUAUUCUUUCCCUGUUAUAUAGAUUUUAUUUGACUUCAUUUGAUGUUUUAUUCUUAUGCAAAUUUGGAGUGGCCGGCUGGAGCAGGAGGGGAUAGAAAAGAAGAGAAAAGAAAACAGUGGGGGUACAGUGCGGGGACAAGAGCGGGACAAUACAGAGAGAGACAGCAAUUGCAAUGACGAUAACAAAACAACAGAAGCAAACAGGACUACAUGAGCAAAUGUCUAUAACAGCCAUAAAAACCAUAAUGGAAAUAACAAAAUAAUCAACAGCCACAGUGGUAAUACUGUUUUGGAACAGUUUAUAGUUAUUAGUGGUAAUAGUAGUAAUGAAAAUAUGAACCAUAAUAGUGAACCAAAUGAUAAUAACUGUAAUGCACACAACUGUAAUUACUAUAAUGUUACUGCCAACAUCACCAUCACUGUAAUAAAGCAUAUUAACACCCUGGAUAAAUCAGA
Molecule: messenger RNA, 10921 nt
Organism: Dunckerocampus dactyliophorus (ringed pipefish)
Lineage: Eukaryota; Metazoa; Chordata; Actinopteri; Syngnathiformes; Syngnathidae
Gene: tmem132e
Product: transmembrane protein 132E
Exons: 9
Coding region: 744-4001 (1085 amino acids)
Source: RefSeq, a predicted model, not a curated record